AUGUUCGCCGUUGUACCGACAGCGGCUGCGACGCCAACGCAGGCGGCCCUGUACUCGCUUGCUGACUCUGCGAAGCCCGUUGCGGAUGCUUUGCGUCCAUUCUUGGAAGCGUCACCAUCACCCACGGCCUCGUGGAUGCCGCUGUGCAAGAUCGAAAAGGUAGCAUUCUGCAAAGCCGUCUACUCUGUUUUGCUCCGCAGCGAUGGUGUGCUGCUGCUUCUCUCACAUUUUGCCGCGGACGGUGCAGCAAGCAAGGCACACGUCUCGGUGCUGGAGAGCGGCGGGGAGGCUGUUGUCGAUGUCGCAGCUGGAGAGGCGCACAUUGUGUACUGCACUGUUUCAGGGGCUGUUUACAGCUGUGGCUACGACAACAUGUACGGCCAGCUCGGGGACGGCUCUGUGUGGUCGUCCAACGAUGCCGCUGACGGUAUCGCUGAUGAGCAGAACGUUGGCGGCGCGAGGGAACCAGUGCUGAGCGCGCCCAGGCGGAUUGCCGGAUUCGGAGAGGGUGCACUGACGGACGGCGCGCACAGGGAACACCUUAGCAAAGAGGACACCGAUACACCGCUGAGCAGUCUGAAGGAUUACCGGGUUGCAAUCGACUUGGCACCUCUACCGUCAUCCCUCGCUUGCUGCACCCGAUCGCCCACUGCUGCUGCAAAGAGCACGCCGAGUGGUGACUCGGCCGCUUCAUGGCGGCACGUGCCACCUCCGGCUGAUCGGCACAUUAAGCAGGUUGCGUGCGGUGCGCACCACACGCUCAUGCUCACUCAGUCUGGACGCUGCGUCUAUGCGUGUGGCACCAGUGCGCACGGCCAGCUUGGCGGAUCGCGCCCGGUGCUCGUGCAGUCCACAUUUCGCGCUAUUACGCUGCUGUUCGGGAUAGAUAUGGUACAGGUGGCUGCCGCAGACGCACACAGCUUCGUGCUGCUCCGCAACGGGCUGCUUUACGCCUUUGGGGACAACACAUGUGGCCAGUUGGGUCUGGGACACACAAGGCGAGUCAGCUGUCCCACCACGGUGCCACUAACUAAAAAGGAAGAGUAUGAGGCAUCCAUGGCGCAGGAUCACGCUGCGGCGACCACAAAAGGUCACCGGCAGCUGGACGCCAAGGCCUACGCGACGCUGCGGGCGCCCUACGCCUCUACGGAGAGCACCUACUACCCGUUGCAAGUGCCACGUCUGCAAGACAAUGCAAAGCCGCAUGCCAUCACGGACGACGACGACCGCGACAGCGGUGCAGCCUUCGCUGCAGCAAUCAAGUACGGUGCCCACUCCCAUGAGCUCGAGUCGUCGAACUCAAGUGUUAGAGUAGUGCGCGUCUACUGCUGUGUCUCGUGGACGCUGCUGGAGACAACGAACCCCGGAGUGUGGCUUUCAUGCGGGGUCCCACUGACGCGUGGCGUGAACCGGGCCGACGUGGCCACGACGGCGGCGCGCAUUGAUGGAUGCGGGGUACUGGGUCGGCCGAUUCUGCGCAACAAAGCCGAAGCCUAUGUCUUUCAGCCUGUUCACUGGGCUGCGACCCUGCUCAGCAUGGGGCCGAAUGUUGACGCAGCCACUGGUGCCCUGUCAGCACCACCAACAUGGGUGGGAAAUGAGCAGCAGGCUUUCAGUGCGGACCCCUCCCACGGCGCCGGGGAGGGCACUUCUGAUGCGCUACAGCUACCGUAUGUACGAAUCAAUCACCGCACGUCUUGCUCCAUCUCAGGCGAAGGUGACUCUUCGUCGUGUACCCGCGUAGUCACCACCGCACCGGCUGCGGGGCAGUGCAACACUGCCGACAGCCGCAUCAGCAGCGACACCGUCCCGAGGUUCUCUCACGUAAACAAGGGUAUAGAAAAGGCGAUCUUGCGCGUCAGCGACACUCUCGUCAGUGCGUACCCAACAUCUCUGCUCAUGACUUUCUCGAGUGCCAAUGCCGGAGGCGUAGGCCGUGAUGGUAUUGUUACUAGCAUGCUCAUCCAGAGCGGGAGCCCGGCAGUUGUGGCGUUGGAGGUGCGGGCGGACAGCUCCUCUGAUGUGCACGAGGUGAGGGGAAGUCCCACCCACGGCAGCAUGGACGAGCCGUUGUCUGCCGAGUCUAGCGGAACCUCCAUAUUGCAAGUGAACUCCACUCACGGUGCUGUGAUACCGCUGCCUUCCUAUGUUCUUGUGAUGUAG
Messenger RNA from Leishmania mexicana MHOM/GT/2001/U1103, 2163 nucleotides. RefSeq names its product cyclin-e binding protein 1-like protein. The transcript has a single exon. The record is from RefSeq and is a predicted model, not a curated record. The coding region runs from base 1 to 2163 and encodes 720 amino acids. NCBI's taxonomy places the organism in Eukaryota, Euglenozoa, Kinetoplastea, Trypanosomatida, Trypanosomatidae.